Archocentrus centrarchus (flier cichlid) is the source of this 1155-nucleotide messenger RNA. RefSeq names its product proteasome 26S subunit, non-ATPase 14 (gene psmd14). Bases 145 to 1077 code for a protein of 310 amino acids. Gene Ontology annotation, molecular function: protein binding; metallopeptidase activity. The transcript is spliced from 11 exons. Lineage: Eukaryota; Metazoa; Chordata; Actinopteri; Cichliformes; Cichlidae. The record is from RefSeq and is a predicted model, not a curated record.
UCAUCAGUGCGACAGUUUCUCUAGGGGAAAAAAGAAGCGAUUCUGGCUGAUUCAUUGUAGCAGUCUGGUUUGUUUCAGCUACGGACAGAAAAACAAAGUCCUCUGAACACCGCACAGGUCUGACAGCAGUUAACAGAUCUCAGUAUGGACCGGCUGCUGAGGCUCGGAGGUGGAAUGCCAGGUCUUGGCCAGGGCCCCCCAACAGAUGCACCUGCUGUGGAUACAGCAGAGCAGGUGUACAUCUCUUCUCUUGCCCUGCUCAAGAUGUUGAAACAUGGCCGUGCUGGUGUACCAAUGGAGGUCAUGGGAUUGAUGCUGGGAGAAUUUGUUGAUGACUACACAGUGCGAGUGAUUGAUGUGUUUGCCAUGCCCCAGUCAGGAACAGGUGUGAGUGUCGAAGCAGUGGAUCCUGUGUUUCAGGCCAAGAUGUUAGACAUGCUGAAGCAGACCGGCAGACCAGAGAUGGUGGUGGGAUGGUACCACAGCCACCCUGGUUUUGGCUGUUGGCUGUCUGGUGUGGACAUCAACACGCAGCAGAGUUUUGAGGCCCUGUCAGAACGAGCCGUCGCAGUCGUCGUCGAUCCAAUACAGAGUGUCAAAGGGAAGGUUGUUAUUGAUGCCUUUAGAUUGAUCAAUGCCAACAUGAUGGUUUUGGGUCAUGAACCAAGACAAACCACAUCCAACCUGGGUCAUCUGAACAAGCCCUCAAUCCAGGCUCUGAUUCACGGACUUAACAGACACUACUACUCCAUCACCAUCAAUUACAGGAAAAAUGAGCUGGAGCAGAAGAUGCUGUUGAACUUGCAUAAGAAGAGCUGGAUGGAGGGUUUGACCCUGCAGGACUACAGUGAACACUGCAAGCUCAAUGAGACCAUUGUCAAAGAAAUGCUGGAGCUGGCCAAGAACUACAACAAGGCUGUUGAAGAAGAGGACAAAAUGACUCCCGAGCAGCUGGCAAUCAAAAAUGUUGGAAAACAGGAUCCCAAGAGGCACUUGGAGGAGCACGUAGAUGUUUUAAUGACAUCCAACAUUGUUCAGUGCCUAGCUGCCAUGUUGGAUACAGUAGUUUUCCAGUAAUGGGCAUGUGUGUGUAUAACUGUUAAUAUUGCAACCCUUGUUUUCUUUUAUAUAAAAUAAAUGUAUGUAUGGGAUUAA